GAUCGCGGGGCACCGGGGGAUGCGGGGGCCGGGCGGUGCGGGGAGCUGGGGCCAGGUAGUCGCUGGGGCACCGGGGGUGCGGGGCCGGGGCGGCUCUCGGCCAGUGGGCUGGGCGCCGCGCACUCCCCGCCCCGCUCGCCCCAUGUGCAGAAAUAGCCCCGCCGCGGCCGGCAGCGGCUUUUCCGCGGGGAGCGGGCGGGCGGCGGCGGCGGAGCAUCCCCGGGCGGAUCGGCGGCGGGCCCGGCCCGGCCCGGCCCCUCCCGUCCCGUCCCGUCCCGUCCCCUCCCGUGGCGGAUGGCCCCGCGGCGGGCGCAGCGGCCGGGCCCCGCGGCGGGCGGGCGGUGAGCGGGGCCCCGCGGAUGCCCCCCGAGGGCCGGGCGGAGCGGGGGGCCACGGCCCGGGGCUCGCCGCGCCCCUCCGGCCCCCCACGCCCCGGCAGCAGGCGGCGGUGAGCCCGGACAUGGGUGUUUCUCGCCGGGAAGCGCUGCCCCGUGGCCUGUUGGUACCUGCGGGCGGGCGCCCGGUGGAAAGUACCUUUUUCUCAUGAACGGGUCGAGUUCCACGCCCUGGGCUCUCGCCAUGGACACUAUGAAAACGACCUACAUCGUGCUGGAGCUGAUCAUCGCUGUGCUGUCUAUCGCGGGCAACGUCCUGGUCUGCUGGGCUGUGGCCAUCAACAGCACUUUGAAGAACGCAACCAAUUAUUUCCUGGUGUCCCUGGCAGUGGCUGAUAUUGCGGUGGGUUUGCUCGCCAUCCCUUUCGCCAUCACCAUCAGUAUCGGAUUCCACGUGGAUUUUCACAGCUGCCUCUUCUUCGCCUGCUUCGUGCUGGUGCUGACCCAAAGCUCCAUUUUCAGCUUGCUGGCGGUGGCCAUCGACCGGUACCUGGCUAUUAAGAUCCCACUGAGGUAUAAUAGUUUGGUGACUGGCAAGCGGGCAAGAGGACUCAUCGCUGUGCUGUGGCUCCUGUCCUUUGGAAUUGGAUUGACUCCACUUAUGGGCUGGAAUAAAGCUAUGAGCGGUUGUCCCAAUGCCACCAAUGAGACAGGGGCUGACACCGGGACAGAACACCAUGGCUGCUUCAUCUCAUGCCUCUUUGAGAAUGUGGUAACGAUGAGCUACAUGGUGUACUUCAACUUCUUUGGCUGCGUGCUGCUUCCACUUGUUAUCAUGCUGGGAAUCUACAUUAAGAUAUUCAUGGUCGCCUGCAAACAGUUGCAUCAGAUCGAACUGAUGGGCAACUCCAGGACCACGCUGCAGAAGGAGGUCCACGCAGCCAAGUCUCUGGCCAUCAUUGUAGGACUUUUUGCCUUCUGUUGGCUGCCCCUGCAUAUCUUGAACUGUAUCACUCACUUCCAUGAGGAGUUUGCCAAAUCCAAGCCUGAGUGGGUGAUGUAUGUGGCCAUCAUCCUCUCCCAUGCCAACUCUGUCAUCAACCCCAUCAUCUAUGCCUACAGGAUCAGGGACUUCCGCUACACCUUCCGCAAGAUCAUUUCCAAGCUCCUCUGUAAGACAGAUGACUUCCCCAAGUGCGCCACUGACAACAACCAGCACCUGACUGUCACCAACAUCAACUGUCCGGUAGCCUCUGUGACCAUAUGACUUUGCAUGUCCUGCUCCGAGGAUUGUGCAGCCUGUCCCUGACACUACCCUUCCCUGUGCCUACAUGAACAGUCACAGCUAACUCCUAGAGGAGUGCUCAGAGAUGACCACUAUGCAGUUAUGCAGCUGUAUUUUUUUUUUUUUUAAUUAUUUUUGUAAUUAACAUAGUGCCUCCUAGAGGAAUAACCUGACAGGGGAGACUGAGCGCAGCUCACCCUCGGCUGUAAACCCAGGUUGCGUGAGUGCUGGUGACUGUAUUGUGUUUCCUUUCCAGGUCAGACACUGACUGUGGAAGACCCACCUGCUGGGGUGUUUCCCUAAUCGUGCUGCUCAUGUCAAAUCCUAGGAUCUUUAUUUUAAUUAUUAUUAUUUUUUAAUCUUUGGAUUCAUUUAGGAGUAAUAAUUUUGUGUCUGUUUUUGAGUUGUUCUUUCAGUCCAUACUUGACAGCACUUUGGUAAUACCCUAAUUAUUCCAUCAAUUGUUUGAUGCAGCUAGUAUUCUCUGAUGGGAAAAAAGUCUUACUUAGCCCAGUUGCUGGUGUGAAACUGAAUCUGCGUUCCAGGCUCUGAGGGGCGGGACCACGUUGAUGGGAAAACAGCAGAAAUGGCCAGCUAUUUUUGGCCCCAGUAUGGAAGCCCUACUUACUGAAAAAGAAACAUUUUAGGAAAGAGCUGACUAAAGUUUUAGAACAGCGUUUUUAUUGCCUUUAGAUCACUUUGGUCUACAGGAUUGUGCAGACCAGCGCUUCAGGUUUGCUUUCUGUUUCCAGCUAUCAAAAUGCAGAAGGCAGAAGUGCCCUAAUGGUCUCAGCGAGUCUGAUCCAGCGUCGCUCAGGUUAGUGCAACCACUGCCUUGGUGACACGAUCUCUACAAUUAGGUUUUUGCUCCCAAGUCCAAGUACCUGACAGCCUUGCAGGGCUUCCAGAAGUGCAGGCUUCAGCUGCGAUAGCUGGAUGCUGCAAAGCUCAUUUAUUCCUAAAACUUGGCCUUGUUGGGGUUACUCUGUAGCCCAGUAACCCCCAGAAGCUGUGAGUGCUUUUUUUCUAAUGGUGUGUUUUUGGUUUUGUUUUGUUUUGUUUUGUUUUUUUAAAAUCCUGACCUGUAUCGGUAGCGAAAGAGACUGGAAGGGAGCUAAUUUUCUGGAGAAACGGGAAUGUCUUGACUUGUGACCUGGUUUUGGCCAAGCUCCUUGAGGAAGACGCUCACUUCGCAGAUUGCCUAGCCUGGCCUCUGCAGUUAGUUAGCCAGGAGUCUUGGCCCGUUCCAAGUACAAAGCUCACUCAACAGCGGAGUAGUCUUAAUUUGUACUGCAAGUUAAUAAUUCUCUGCAACCACAGCUCAGUAAUUACUGCACCUGAUUUAAUAUAUAACUGUGAUAUGCAAAACUAGAACUGUGCACUCAUUUCUGAAGUAGGAGCUCCGCUUCUCCAGACUGCAUGACGUGCACUGCUGUAACCAAACUAGUGUUUCUGGCGUGUCUUUUAUUUUGCAGGGCAGUUUCAUUCCACAACCGAGAGGAACAGGGAGGUGGGCCAGAAAAAACACCCGACAGCCUCCCUGCUUGGUGCCCAAAAGCCGGCUGUGGUACAGACACAGCUGUUGUUGACUAGCUCAGACCUGCCAUCACGUUGUGGUCCUCUUACAAACAGGAGUCUUGCCUGAAGGUCCGUCCCUACGUGGUGAAGCGGUACCACCUCUCUCCGAAGCACUCGGUGCCAGCAGCAUCACCACGGGACCGGUGAGAAGCUGGAGUGCAAGGAUUUGGGCUAAAUAGGGGGUUCAGUGGUAACGCACACAGGGAGAUGGAGACGGGGAGCAGCAGGCCUUUCAGAGCAAGGGGGCAGGGAAGAAAGUUUAAACACAGCCAGUUCCUGAAGAACAGGUCCAGUGGACAGACUGUGAUGCCUGGAGCAGUUUGUCCCUGAUAAAUUGUACUUGAAUCAUAUAGGAAGCAGCUUUGUAUUUUUUUAACUGCACUGCACUAAAAGGGGGGUAAUAUAAGACCCCAAGCAUUUAAUUUCUCUGGCAUAUAUAAUGAUAAAUAUGGUAUAAAAUCAGCCCAAAAGCUGACCUGAAGAAAUCCUGUUUCCGCAGCACCUGCUGUGCCGGCUAGCGUGACCUGCAGGCAGCAGCUGCAGUUAUGACUUGGGGCCCACCAUGCAGAGGACGGUUCACCUGGAGUGAUGGAUUUCGCUACCCUGUGUGUGUACCCUGUGUAACACAGCAGCUCAGCCCUAAGAGCCAGCCCCAACCCUGGGUGAAUCUCCAGGCAGCUCUGAAUGGGUUUGUACAUGCUCAUGCAAUGUCCAAAUCUAGCUCCAGCUCAGUGUCUCGGAUACUGGCAUUUCCAAGAAGAAUCUGAAUAGUUAAGUUCCUGUCCCAAGUGUUUCUCCUUUAACAGCCCCAUUCAGCUUUGCUGCAUCUGCCUUGGUCAUAGUCCAGCUAACACAUGUAGCCACCUCCUGCCAUUUGGGCAGGGUUUGACUCUCUCCUCCUUUCAUUUCUUCCCUUCUGUAUUAUCUUUGGCCGAGUUCCUUCUGUUAAUCACGGCUGGAAACAAGCAGGGUUUCACCUGCAGGUCUGGCAGUGUUGCAAAGUGGUUGCAAGCCACAUUUAUCCUUACAACAAAGAAUGUAAUCGCUCCUCUCCUGCUGGCUGGACAGCACGAACAGACUGAAACACACAGCGCUGCAAUGAGAGAGCCGGUCCUGGAACACUUGCUUGUAUGUGACAGCUUGCACUGCAGCGCGGCAGCCACGACUGCUACCUUUCAUACGCCUCUUGUGAGCCAGAAUUUCUGUAGACAGAUGUGGUGCAUCCUUAGUACGUCUGUGCCGCUGGGUUGUUGGCCAUUAUUAACUAUGGCCUGGGUCACCAUGGCCUUUAGGCAUAUAAAGUGCCUCCGUGGAUCUGAGCCAAAGACACUUCAAGGCAAAAUAAAAAUAGGAUGCUCCCUCGCCCCCCUCAAAAAAAAGCUCUGAAGGUUUCUAUAAAAAUGUGAAGUCAAAAUGGCAGAGGAACUUUCUGCAGUGGGUUCAGCUAUCACUCCUUACUGCUCUGAUGUACAUAGGACGGAUGUGUUUGCCUCAUGUUACUCUGAUUUUGUAUUUGCAGUAACUGUUAUUUACAUACAGAAUGCUUAAUUUACCACCUACACAACCUG
Falco peregrinus (peregrine falcon) is the source of this 4766-nucleotide messenger RNA. It is a transcript of the gene ADORA2B, whose product is annotated as adenosine A2b receptor. Gene Ontology annotation, cellular component: membrane. Bases 544 to 1602 code for a protein of 352 amino acids. NCBI's taxonomy places the organism in Eukaryota, Metazoa, Chordata, Aves, Falconiformes, Falconidae. The record is from RefSeq and is a predicted model, not a curated record. The transcript is spliced from 2 exons. Gene Ontology annotation, molecular function: G protein-coupled adenosine receptor activity. Gene Ontology annotation, biological process: G protein-coupled adenosine receptor signaling pathway; vasodilation; adenylate cyclase-activating G protein-coupled receptor signaling pathway.